AUGGUCAUCUUGGCAAAUUUAGAAAAAUAUCAAAAUUGUAUUGAUAGAAAUGAUUAUCCAGAUGCAAGAAAAUGGCUCUACAUGACGUUGAAGGUGAUGGGUGAUUUUUAUGGUGAUAUUAAUUCAACACUAUCAGCAGCUCAGCUGGCAAUUGAUUCAUCAUCGAGAGAUAUACGACCAUGUGAUCCAAAAAAACACCAACGAGGUGUCACGUAUGAACGACUCGUUCAUUUUAUUCAAGCUGAUUUAUGGUCUGGGUGUUUCAAUGACAGUCAAGCUUUCAAUUGUCAAAGUGAUUUUGACAUCAAUACUGUUUAUUCUAAUGUAAUUUGCAUUUUUAUUUAA
Molecule: messenger RNA, 345 nt
Organism: Aphidius gifuensis
Lineage: Eukaryota; Metazoa; Arthropoda; Insecta; Hymenoptera; Braconidae
Exons: 3
Coding region: 1-345 (114 amino acids)
Source: RefSeq, a predicted model, not a curated record